GAAUUACAGUAAAAAAAUAAUUUCAAGAGUGGGGCCCAUGCUCUCAAGAGCCCAAUGUACGAAAUGAAGGUGGCCAUUGCUUUUGGCCUUUGGUAGGUAUGUAUAUGAUCACACCCUUUUAUCCAUCCUCCCCCACCUGUCAAAUUCAAUAAAUACCAAAAUUUUCACUCAUUUCCGGAUGACUGAACGCCCAACACCGUCGAGCGCCACCACCACUUCCUCUGUCAACUCAAUUUCCAACCUUAUCUUCACGGCGUAAUCAUCGGCUACCUCAACUAAUCGGAAGCAUAAUUUACGGUAUUAUUUGAUUUCAACAACCAUGAAUCAUGAUAUUCAAGCAAAACUACUUAGACGUGAUGAAGAAGAAGAAGAAGGUGACUUGAAAGGAAGAAUAUGGGAUGAAUCCCGAAAGAUUUGGAGGGUUGCAUUGCCAGGUGUCAUAUCAAGAGUUUGCGCAUUUGGAACGAUUGUUGUCACACAAUCAUUCAUAGGCCACAUCAGCGACUUAGAUCUUGCCGGUUAUGCCCUUGUCCAAACACUUAGUGUCCGAUUCGUCAAUGGAAUUCUUUUAGGAAUGUCGAGUGCAACCGAAACUCUGUGUGGUCAAGCCUUUGGAGCUGGUCAACACCAUAUGAUGGGCAUCUACUUACAACGAUCCUGGAUCGUUGAUUUAAUCUCUCUAACCGUCCUCCUCCCGAUCUUCAUCUUCGCGACACAAAUCUUCAAAAUUUUAGGCGAAGACGAAUCCGUAUCAAACAGUGGUGGAUACAUUUCUCUAUGGUUCAUCCCUUUCGUUUACAAUUUCGUGUUUAGCCUCACAAUACAAAUGUACCUUCAAGCACAGUUGAAGAACAUGGUGAUUGCAUGGCUUUCGAUUUUUCAAUUCGGGAUUCAUAUCCCGUUGUCGUUGCUGUUUGUGUAUAAGUUGAACCUUGGGGUUGGUGGGGCCAUGAUUGCUUUGUCUAUGUCGUCGUGGUUUCUUGUGAUGGGAGAGUUUGUUUAUAUAUUUGGUGGUUGGUGUCCGUAUUCUUGGAGGGGGUUUACAUCGGCUGCUUUUAAGGAUCUGUUACCUGUUGUGAAGCUCUCGAUAUCUUCCGGUGUUAUGGUCUGCUUGGAGUUAUGGUACAAUGCUGUGCUAGUCUUGCUUGCGGGGUACAUGGCAAAUGCGGAAGUCGCGAUAUCUGCGUUCUCGAUAUGCCUGAACAUUAAUGCGUGGGAGUUCAUGAUCAGCCUCGGUUUCUUAGGUGCUGCAUGUGUCCGUGUUGCAAAUGAAUUAGGGAGAGGAAAUGCGAAAGCAGCAAAGUUCUCGAUUAAAGUCUUGUUGGGCACUUCAAUUGCAAUCGGAGUCUUUUUCUUUGUUGUUUGCUUAAUUUUCAGAAAAAAACUGGCCUACUUGUUUACAGACGAUGUAAGAGUCGCUGAUACAGUAUCAGACCUUUCUUUGCUUCUUUCUUUCUCGGUUUUACUCAACAGCAUUUACCCCGUUCUCUCAGGGGUGGCGGUUGGAGCGGGAAUGCAGGGCACAGUAGCGAUAGUGAACCUUGUUUGCUUCUAUCUGAUUGGUAUUCCAAUGGGAGCUUUGCUUGGUUACAUGACUAACCUCCAAGUAAAGGGUAUAUGGAUUGGAAUGAUCGGUGGUGUUGUCACACAAACACUUGCGCUUGUGUAUAUGGCAUGGACAACCGAUUGGGAUGAUCAGGUUAAGAGGGCUUCGGAGAGGCUAAAUCGAUUUUACGUGAAGGCGUCUGAUAAUGAUAAUCAGGAGCAAAUUCGUUAGAAAAAGUUUAGUUUAAAUUUUUUGGUAUUAAAUGUACUAAUGUAACUUGAUUCUCUAGUAGGUGUAGGUGUAUUAAAUGAAUCGGUUAUUUGUCUCA
Lactuca sativa (garden lettuce) is the source of this 1874-nucleotide messenger RNA. Its product is annotated as protein DETOXIFICATION 24. Gene Ontology annotation, cellular component: membrane. The record is from RefSeq and is a predicted model, not a curated record. Gene Ontology annotation, molecular function: antiporter activity; xenobiotic transmembrane transporter activity. Lineage: Eukaryota; Viridiplantae; Streptophyta; Magnoliopsida; Asterales; Asteraceae. Gene Ontology annotation, biological process: xenobiotic detoxification by transmembrane export across the plasma membrane.